CCUGGUCCUGUCUGCGCGAGCGCCAUUGCGCCUUUGAAAAGUUACGAGACUCUGUCCUGGAAUCAGUCAUUGGCUGUGACCAACAAGCGUGAACAUGGAGGCAGUAUCAACCGAUGCUUGGAUUUAUAGCUCUUCACGGGGUAAAGAGCAAAGCACUUCUCUCGACGGCGGGCGUCGGCAAAUCUGUUGUCGAGACUGCUUUUGCCCAUCGCCGCCAACUCGGCGCACGGGACCAUCCUCGGAGUCGCAGCAUGGAUUCGCAGCAUCCGCGUCCUUUCUCUCUUCUUCUCACCUCGAUCCAGCUUGUACCAAUCCCACGUCGCGCUGGACCCUCUCUUGGCACCUAUCAUCACGCCUCAGUCGAAGCAGCGCUUGCCGCAACGUCAAGCAGCAGCGUCUUGCGGCUGCUUCGAUCACCCAAGCCCCCAGCGAUGAUGCCCAGCGUCUCUCAUUGGGUCUCUAUGGAACGUGGUACUAUGUGUGUAUGUGGAUAUCGAUGUGACUCUAUCAACCUCUGCCGGCCGGAGCGAGAGGGCGUCGCCGCCUCGCCAGCUACUCCCGCUCGACGGCCCUGCCUCCUCGCCCUCGCCCGCAGCCUUCCCUUUGCCCUUCACUCCAGCCUUGCUGCCCCCAACGGCCUUGCUGCUCCCCUCGGCCUUGCUCGCCCCUCCCACACUGCCGCUUGCCUCUGCCGCCGCAAGCUGCUUCUCAAACUCCCGGACCGCCUCGACAACCCUGGGCGUGACAACUCCCUUGCCAUCGACCCAUUCCUCCUUCACUCGGUCUCACCAUUGGAACUUCUCCUUGCGUGGAACGACCCUGGCCCGCACUGUCGCUCCCUCGCCCUCUUGCUGGGGGAGCCAAGCAGGCGUCGACACAGAAGGAAUUCCCAUGAUAUUCUUGAACUUGCUGGAUGAAGCCAACAUCUUGUAUUCGCCCUUUAUAAGCAGAUCGUAUUGAUCUUGCUUACUCAGGUUGCGCUCCUUGACCGAGUGUCUUGCUGGCGGAGGCUUCUUGGCCAGGAAGAAGGCGUCGUCGAUCAGGGUUCGCAGGCCCUUUACGUCGAUCUUGUCCAUCUCGGUCCAAGAAGAUGGUGAUGCGACCUCCUGCUGUCGAACGAUGGAAUAGAACAGCUCGUUCCGUUCCAAGUCCAACGCCAGCACCACAUCGACUGCGUCCUCCUGGCAGGAUCCAGGACCUUUUUUGGGCGCGGCCACGGUGAACGAGCUCGUCCCGCUUCCAGGCUGGAAGGUCUGCACGUGCCAGCCCUUCUUUUCGCCCUCGAUGUACGCGGUCCUCCUGAGCGUGCAAGUAAGCAGGUUUACUGCCUGCAGGUAUUGCUCGCUCGACCACGAAGCGGGCCGA
Messenger RNA from Jaminaea rosea, 1365 nucleotides. RefSeq lists its product as hypothetical. The coding region runs from base 114 to 917 and encodes 267 amino acids. The record is from RefSeq and is a predicted model, not a curated record. The transcript has a single exon. NCBI's taxonomy places the organism in Eukaryota, Fungi, Basidiomycota, Exobasidiomycetes, Microstromatales.